Neofelis nebulosa (Clouded leopard) is the source of this 4028-nucleotide messenger RNA. It is a transcript of the gene CHRM5, whose product is annotated as cholinergic receptor muscarinic 5. Gene Ontology annotation, molecular function: G protein-coupled serotonin receptor activity; G protein-coupled acetylcholine receptor activity. The record is from RefSeq and is a predicted model, not a curated record. Gene Ontology annotation, cellular component: dendrite; synapse; plasma membrane. The coding region runs from base 999 to 2597 and encodes 532 amino acids. Lineage: Eukaryota; Metazoa; Chordata; Mammalia; Carnivora; Felidae. Gene Ontology annotation, biological process: chemical synaptic transmission; G protein-coupled receptor signaling pathway, coupled to cyclic nucleotide second messenger; adenylate cyclase-inhibiting G protein-coupled acetylcholine receptor signaling pathway. The transcript is spliced from 2 exons.
UUAACUGCCUGUCAAAACAACUCUUGCCCAUUCUACCUGAUCACAUUCCAGAGCUGCAGCUCUUUCUGGAUUCUCUUCACAAUGACAGGCUGCUCAGAGAGCACCUAUCAAACUGAAUAUGAUCAUCGGCUCCUUCCUCUUUUCCUUUCAGGGCAUACUGCUGUCCAUCAGAAGUAAUUAAUGGGUUUAUUAUGUAUGAAAGCGUCAUCCCAUCAGUUUGCUGUCUGGUUUGAAUAGCUCCUAUCAGCUCUUCAUUCAUGCCAACUAUGCUCACUGUCCGGAGGGAUGAUAAAGCCAUACCUUCUUUGGAUUUUCCCCUCGCUAUUCACAAAACAGUGUCCCAGAACUAUGUGUUGCAGAGGCACAAGGAAGACAGAAGAGACCCCCUUAUCCUCUACAAAAAGGAAGCCAGUGGACUGAAAAGUUGGUCAAGGGGAACACAAGGAGAGCAAGACAGUGCAAGAGAAGAUCCGAGAGAGAUCCAGUCCAAGUGAUUUUUUUAAAGCAACUUGAUCCGGGGGCACGUGUAAUGCUGAAAUAUGGACAGCAGAACUUUUCCAGAAGGUAAAAACAUCUAUACGAGGACCCUGGAUUUCUCACUGCUGAAACAUUCAAUGAAUUUUUAGUAAGUUCUGAACGCUCAAGUUGUCUGUGGUCAGAUCAACUGCUGUUACCAGAUAAAGAAAGGCAAAACUCACCCCUUUUCUCUAUAAUCCUAUUCAAGUGGAAUCUUCAUCUAUUGCGUGCUGCCCUAAUGCUACAGGAUUACCAGGAAUGCAGACAGACUGACACUGCAUGAAAUAAAACACAGUGGUGAACGAAAACACGCAAGCCAAGUAGAGAAGGCAUUUCAGGUACCGAAGCUUACUAUUUCCAGCCAGAAUUAGAUUAUUGGGCUUCACACACACCACUGCCAGAUGCUGGCCAAGAAGAGGUGAGAUAGAAAAGAGACGGUCUAGAACCCAAGACUUAAUCCUAAUGUAAAUUCUUGCACCAGGAUGGAAGGAGAAUCUCACCACAAUACAACCAUUGUCAAUGACACCCCAGUAAAUCACCAGCCUUUGGAACGCCAUGGGUUGUGGGAAGUCAUCACCAUCGCAGCUGUGACUGCUGUGGUAAGCCUGAUCACCAUUGUGGGCAACGUCUUAGUCAUGAUCUCCUUCAAAGUCAAUAGUCAACUGAAGACAGUGAACAACUAUUACCUGCUCAGCUUAGCCUGCGCAGAUCUCAUCAUUGGGAUCUUCUCCAUGAACCUCUACACUACCUACAUCCUCAUGGGACGCUGGGUGCUUGGGAGUCUGGCUUGUGACCUCUGGCUUGCACUGGACUAUGUGGCCAGCAAUGCUUCCGUCAUGAACCUUCUGGUGAUCAGUUUUGACCGUUACUUUUCUAUCACAAGACCUCUGACAUAUCGGGCCAAGCGUACCCCAAAAAGGGCUGGCAUCAUGAUUGGCCUGGCCUGGCUAAUCUCCUUCAUCCUUUGGGCCCCGGCAAUCCUCUGCUGGCAAUACCUGGUUGGGGAGCGGACAGUGCCACCAGAUGAGUGCCAGAUCCAGUUCCUCUCUGAGCCCACCAUCACUUUCGGCACUGCCAUCGCUGCCUUCUACAUCCCUGUUUCAGUCAUGACGAUCCUCUACUGCCGAAUCUACCGGGAAACAGAGAAGCGAACCAAGGACCUGGCUGACCUCCAGGGCUCUGACUCCAUGGCUGAAGCUGAGCCAAGAAAGCCAGCUCAUAAGGCUCUGCUGAGGUCCUGCUUUAGCUGCCCUCGACCCACACUGGCCCAGAGGGAAAGGAACCAAGCCUCCUGGUCAUCCUCCCGCAGGAGCACUUCCACCACUGGGAAGCCAUCCCAAGUCACCGGCACAAGCACCGAGUGGGCCAAAGUCGAGCAGCUCACUACCUGUAGUAGCUACCCUUCCUCAGAGGAUGAGGACAAGCCCACCACUGACCCUGUCUUCCAAGUAGUCUACAAGAGUCAGGCCAAGGAAAGCCCAAGGGAGGAAUUUAGUGCUGAAGAGCCCAAGGAAACUUUUGUGAAAGCUCACACUGAGAAAAAGGACUAUGACACCCAAAAAUACUUCUUGUCCCCAGGUGCUGCUCAUAGACCCAGGAGUCACAAAUGUAUGGCCUAUAAAUUCCGAUUGGUGGUAAAAGCUGAUGGGACCCAGGAGACCAAUAACGGCUGUCACAAGUUGAAAAUCAUGCCCUGCUCCUUCCCAGUGUCCAAGGACCCUUCAGCGAAAGGCCUGGAUCCCAACCUCAGCCACCAAAUGACCAAACGAAAGAGAAUGGUCCUUGUCAAGGAGAGGAAAGCAGCCCAGACCUUGAGUGCCAUCCUACUGGCCUUCAUCAUCACCUGGACCCCUUAUAACAUCAUGGUCCUGGUUUCCACCUUCUGUGACAAGUGUGUCCCAGUCACCCUGUGGCACCUGGGCUACUGGCUGUGCUAUGUCAACAGCACUGUCAACCCCAUUUGCUACGCCCUCUGCAACAGAACCUUCAGGAAGACCUUUAAGAUGCUGCUUCUCUGCCGAUGGAAAAAGAAAAAAGUAGAAGAGAAGCCGUACUGGCAGGGGAACAGCAAGCUCUCCUGAAAAGUAACAACUCCUCUCAAAAGAGUGACCAUGGUCAGUUUCUUCUGAGGACGGGUGGGCUGAUUCUGGCUUAUUUGUUUCAAAAAAGACAUAUAUCAUUUUGAGCACCUGAGGACUUUGUAAAGGUUUCAGAUCUGUCACCAAAAGGGAGGAGUCACAGCUGCCACAAGUGCUGUCAUAUUGAAUGAUUCUUGUCUAUGACCAAGGUCUCCUGAUGCCACUGGAGUUUGCUGUUGAAGUGAGGAGACAGACUUGUGUCCCUCCACAGGGGGAGGAACACUGGAUCACAAUGAACAGUGACUUAGGGAACUUCAGUCCCCUAACCUCUGCAGAGCAGCAGGGACUGGGCGGAAACCUUCCCUGUGGAAACCUGUAUUCAGGUUUUGUGCAAUAUGUGUGUGUCUGUGGGGUUGGCUCCUGUCAGUGAGAAUCGGGAGACUGUAAGUCAGUGUUACCUGUUAAGAAGAGUGAUAUUCAACUGGCGUCUAAGACUCCAUUUCUUUAUAAACUGAUCAGUAUCAUGCCGAUGUUAUGUGUUCUGUACUGUGGUACGUUCUUCUGUCCCUACAUCUGAGUGAAGCUUUCACAACCGAUGCCAAUUCCUGGUACCCACUGAAACCCUGCUGGUCUCCAUGGAACCAUCUUUUCCCCAAGAAUCCUGGGUCUGGACUGAAACCUGAUCCCACCCAGUCAGAUAGAGGGGCCUCUACUCUACUAAUAAAGAAGAUCAAGCCUCUGCAGCUGUUUUAGUUUCUACCAAUGGGAUUUUUUUUUCCUUUCAUCUAAACAGAUAUUGUAUAUUCUAUUUUGUGACUAUUUGGGCCUAUUUAUUCAUGCUCUGUUCAUGCAUAAAGGUCUUCUCUGGGCUAUUUCAUCACAAUUCUUUUAAUUGUUUUCAGAGGCCUUGCUUUCUAAUCUCUUCACAAGGCAAACCUGAGGCAAACUGUAGAAAACAAAUUUGGUUUCACUCCAUGCUUUUGAGCUUCUUCCAAAACUCUUUUACCAGCCCCCAAUUUCCCUUAUCCAGAGGCAAUUCACAGCCAGGCUCAAGCAGGUCACCGUGCAGCCUCCAGCCAGAAGUGCUAUUUGGAGGACAGCAGGGGAAAGACUUUUUUUCUUUCUUUUUUAUUUUUAUAGGUCUUUCAAAUCAUGGCUCAGAAAUGACUUAUUCAUUCAUCUCCAAAUUCACCAUCAAAGAUGAGAAGCUCAGAAAAGUACAGUUAAGGUCCAGCGAAGCUGGCGACAGUCAUUAAAAAUGAAAGCCUCUUGGGGUGCCCGGGUGGCUCAGUUGGAUAAGCGUCUGACUUCAGGUCAUGAUCUCACACUCUGUAAGUUCGAGCCCCACAUCAGGCUCUGUCCUGACAGCUCAGAGCCUGGAGCCUGCUUCGGAUUCUGUGUCUCCCUCUCUGCCCCUCCCCUGCUCAUGCUCUG